Sorex araneus (European shrew) is the source of this 1482-nucleotide messenger RNA. RefSeq names its product programmed cell death 5 (gene PDCD5). The record is from RefSeq and is a predicted model, not a curated record. Lineage: Eukaryota; Metazoa; Chordata; Mammalia; Eulipotyphla; Soricidae. The transcript has 6 exons. Gene Ontology annotation, cellular component: cytosol; nucleus. The coding region runs from base 100 to 480 and encodes 126 amino acids. Gene Ontology annotation, molecular function: DNA binding.
CGGGCGCCUGCGCAGAGGGCGGCGCGGAGGCCGAGGGCGCGGGCCGGGGCGCGGCGAGGCCCGGGGCGCGGCGUGGGUGGCAGCGCGGGACCCCCGGCCAUGGCGGACGAGGAGCUGGAGGCGCUGAGGAAGCAGCGCAUGGCCGAGCUGCAGGCCAAGCACGGGGAUCCCGGAGAUGCAGCCCAGCAGGAAGCGAAGCACAGGGAAGCGGAAAUGAGAAACAAUAUGUUAGCCCAAGUUCUGGAUCAGUCAGCCCGGGCCCGGUUAAGUAAUUUAGCACUUGUAAAGCCUGAAAAAUCUAAAGCUGUAGAGAAUUACCUCAUACAGAUGGCAAGAUAUGGACAGCUAAGCGGGAAGGUUUCAGAGCAAGGUUUAAUAGAAAUCCUUGAAAAAGUUAGUCAACAAACAGAAAAGAAAACAACAGUUAAAUUCAACAGAAGAAAAGUAAUGGACUCUGAUGAAGAUGACGACGAUUAUUGAACUUAAAAUGUUUAGAGACUGGACCUUAAUGGAGCAAUUUGAGGACAGAUAAUACUUGGCAGAAGUCCCAAUCUAAUUAAAUGUUUACUUUGUUUACUGUGUAUAUGCCUUUAAAAAAAAUAAACUUGUUAUGGAAAACAAAACAAUUUAGGCAUAGUUGCCGAAUGAACAGAAGGUCUGCAUUUUGAAUUUUUUCCUUUCCUACCGAAAGCAUAUGUGUAACAGCAUGAAUAUAUUCUCUCUGUAACUGUGACAUUAGUGUUAAGUAGGAAAAUGGCCUCAGCAGAAAUAGAAACUGCACAAGCAUUCUGCAGUGAGAGGGAACUAGCAAAUGCAGGUUAUAGCGCAGAAAGUAAAACCCGUCUGAAUUACACUGGGCCAACUCUAAUAGUUGUGGUCCAGUACUUCUGGACAGAGAGAAUACAGAGGUGAAGGCACUUGACUGGCAUGCAGUCCACCCCAGCACUACGGGUGGUCCACUGAGCCCAGAGCCAGGAUUAGCGCUGGAGUACCACCACUGGCCUGCCCCACCCCCCGCAGGGAAAAUAAAAACUGGUAUUUCUAAAGCAUGACCUUUGGCAGAGAUUUCUUCCUAGGGACAGUAGCACUGUCUGUAGCACUGUCAUCCCAUUGUUCAUCGAGUUGCUCGAGCGGGCACCAGUAACGUUUCCAUUGUGAGACUUGUUACUGUUGUUGGGAUAUCGAAUACGUCAUGGGUAGUUUGCCAGGCUCUCCCGUGCGGGUGGGAUACUCUUGGUAGCUUGCUGGAGAGGGGCGGAGGAAUCAAACCCAGGUCGGCCAUGUGCAAGGCAAACGCCCUACCCGCUGUGCUAUUGCUCCUAGGGACAAUACUUAGAUUUAAUGAACAUUGAUUCCUAGCUUGAUUUCAUUCGUAACCUCCUUUCCAAAGGCAAUGAGAAGAAUUAUGUAACAAAUAUCCCAUUGUCAACUGGAAUUUCUUGUUAAUUCAACAGCAGUAAACUGGUUUGUAGAAGAAAUUCU